Molecule: messenger RNA, 846 nt
Organism: Pyricularia oryzae 70-15
Lineage: Eukaryota; Fungi; Ascomycota; Sordariomycetes; Magnaporthales; Pyriculariaceae
Exons: 3
Coding region: 1-828 (275 amino acids)
Source: RefSeq, a predicted model, not a curated record
AUGGAGUUUCAUCGCACCAUUGCAUGGCAUGCUGCUAAGACCAUGGCGCUAAAGACCUCGCGUGGCCAAGUUCCCAGCUGUCUCUGUAAUAUUCAGCGCGCAAACCCUGGGCGUAUUCAGGUUUACAAAUCAGGCAAGCAAGCAAAUCCACCCGCAUGGACCGGCUCCGAUCAGUGGCUGCCGAAGCAGCUCGGCCGUCUCACGACACAGAGGCGACCGUCGUCGUCCCGCAGGACGUCGAAAGCCAGCCCGUUCUGCCCGAAGAUUCAGCAGGAUCAGGCGAAAAGACCCAUGUACGCCAACCAAGACCCCGACACCUCCCCGAUCAGGGUCUGGCAGUUCCCCAACACCCUGGCGGGCGACACGGCCGUCACCAUCAUCAUCCAGUGUCUAGUCACGUGGUUCAUCGAAAGCGCCAUCCUAAAGGGUGACCUCCGCGGCAACAAGGUCGAGCCCCUCAGGCUCCAGGCCCUGCCCCGGCCCGAGUCUCGCCUUCUACGCUGGCUGUUCCUCCUCGACGACGAUAGGGCCGCUGCUCACUGCACAGGCAACGGACCCAAGGGAUUCAUCGCGUUCGUCGUCGCGCAGGCCCUCAGAGCCCUCCUGCUGGCCGUGCCCAGCGUCCUGAUCCUAUGGCCGCCGUCGAUCGGCGCUCUGCUGUCCCUGGGCUCGACCCGGUACGGGAACGAUCCUGUUUUCGAGCCGACGUGGGGACCCGAGAUCUUCAAGGGUGUUCUCGGCGGCGUCUUGGGUCUCUUGACCACGCCUCUCAAUGCGAUUUUCUGGCUGGCACGAGCUGGUUGGGGCGAGACGGCGGCGAUCAUAUGAGACUGGGGACUCGUUGUU